Melanotaenia boesemani (Boeseman's rainbowfish) is the source of this 3758-nucleotide messenger RNA. RefSeq lists its product as uncharacterized. The transcript has 9 exons. Gene Ontology annotation, biological process: immune response; negative regulation of T cell proliferation; positive regulation of T cell proliferation. Gene Ontology annotation, cellular component: external side of plasma membrane. Lineage: Eukaryota; Metazoa; Chordata; Actinopteri; Atheriniformes; Melanotaeniidae. Bases 996 to 3035 code for a protein of 679 amino acids. The record is from RefSeq and is a predicted model, not a curated record.
ACCUGCUGUGGAUACAGGUCAGAGGUCAACCUGAAGGGAAGAACAGAGCGAAGGAACAACCUGAUGAAUCCUUUAUUAGAAGAGUAGAAGAAGAAGAGAACAAACUUUAUGUUCAUGGCUGCAGAACAGUGAGAAGCAGCUUGUGGGUGGAAGAUGUUCCUGUUUCUGUUCUGGUUUUGUCUUGAGUUCUCUGUAGAGUUCUCCAGAAAGCAGGACAGAGACAAGGGUGUGUCCAGGGUGUGUCAGGUCCCUAAUAAUACAGCUGGCUUUCUUCUGGAGUCCACCAGUGUAGAUGUCUCUGAGGGAAAUGUGGUCUCAGUCUCCACUCUGGUCCUUUCACCACCUGCUGGAGGGCUUUACUGUCCUCUGCAGCAGUAGAUCAGGAGACUCCAUGGUGGAUUUGUAAAAUUUUAUUAUCAGGUUCUGAUGGAGGUGGGUCUGAUGUAGCUUCCUGAGAAAGUUCAGCCUCUGCUGUGCUCUCCUCUCCUGAUGAGACAUGUUAAGGUGAGGUCAGCUGACAUGUGGAUGCCCAGAAAUCUAAAGCUCUCCACCUUCUUCCUCCUCUCCAUCUAUGUGGAGUGUGAUGGAGAGCUCAGUAUGUUUUAAUCUUCUGAGGUCCACUACCAUCUCAUUCAUCUCUGCUGUGUUCAGGUCCAGGUUGUUUGUGUGAGACUAUGGCCUCAGGUGCUUCAUCUGGUCCCUGUAGGCUGACUCAUCAUGUUCUUCAUCAGUCCCACUAUGGUGGUGUCAUCAGAUUUAAUGAUGGUGUUGGAGCGGUGGACCGGGGACCAGUAAGCUGUGAAACGGGAUUAGAGAAGAUGGCUGAGGACACAUCCCUGUGGUAGACCAGUCUUCAGGAUGAGAGUGGCUGAGACCAUCAGGAGGAGGUGAAGGUGACCGAGGGGGCGGAGUCUGUCAACCUGCCUUGCGUAACAACACCUGAGCUCCCCAAAGACGUUGCUGUGGAGUGGACUCGGUCUGAUCCAGAUUUUAAGAUGGUUCAUGUCCAUCCAAACACAAGCAGAUGGUCCAUGAAACAGGACAACCCUUAUUGUGGCCGUACAAAGAUGAAAGAUGACUUUCUGAGAUCUGGAGACCUUAGUCUGACCCUGAAAUACCCCACAGUCAGAGAUGAAGGAAGCUACAUCUGCACCACCUACAGAGACAAAGACAUCCUGAGACAGAAAGUAGUACUGACACACAUCACAGGAGGUUUUCCAUCCUCGGCCACAGCUGUUCUGGUUCUCCUGGCUCUGGUUCUUAUCGUCUCUGCUGGUGUUUUAUAUCAUUUUAGGUUCUAUUUCAUGUCAGUCUACCAGGUGGAGGUGGAGUCAGGGGUGGAGUCUGUCCUGCUGCCCUGCCGAACCACAGUUCACCUGCCUGGAGAUGCUAAAGUGGAGUGGAGAAAUAAUCUCAAUACGGUCCACGUGUAUCAGAACGGUUCUGACCAGCCUGAAGAACAGGACCAGUUCUACAGAACCAGGACAGAGAUGGAGAGAAACCCUCUACAAUCUAGAAACCUUAGUCUGACUCUGAAACACCCCACAGAUCGAGACAGUACCACCUACACCUGCAGCGUCUACAGCAGGGAGGGAAACAUCCUGAUGAAGAAACAAGUUCUGCUCACAGUCAGAGUUCUACAGGUGGAGGUGGAGUCAGGGGUGGAGUCUGUCCUGCUGCCCUGCAGAACCACAGUUCACCUGCAUGGAGACGUUAAAGUGGAAUGGAGGGAUAAUCUCAAUGAUACGGUCCAUGUGUAUCAGAACGAUUCAGACCAGUCUAAAGAACAGGACCAGGACUACAGAACCAGAACAGAGAUGAAGAGAAACCCUCUACAAUCUGGAGACCUCAGUCUGACUCUGAAACACCCCACAGAUGAAGACAGUAGGACGUUCACCUGCAGCGUCUACAGCAGGGAGGGAAACGUCCUGAUGAAUAAACAAGUUCAUCUCACAGUCAAAGUCUACCAGGUGGAGGUGGAGUCAGGGGUGGAGUCUGUCCUGCUGCCCUGCAGAACCACAAUUCUCCUGCCUGGAGAUGCUAAAGUGGAGUGGAGGGACAUUUACUACAGGAUGGUCCAUGUGUAUCAAAAUGGUUCAGACCAGCCUGAAGAACAGAAUCAGAACUACAAAACCAGAACAGAGAUGAAGAGAAACCCUCUACAAUCUGGAGACCUCAGUCUGACUCUGAAACACCCCACAGAUGAAGACAGUAGGGUGUUCACCUGCAGCGUCUACAGCAGGGAGGGAAACAUCCUGAUGAAGAAACAAGUUCAUCUCACAGUCAGAGUCUACCAGAAGGAGGUGGAGUCAGGGGUGGAGUCUGUCCUGCUGCCCUGCAGAACCACAAUUCUCCUGCCUGGAGAUGCUAAAGUGGAGUGGAGGGACAGUUACAGGGCAGUCCAUACGUAUCAGAAGAGUUCAGACCAAUCUGAAGAACAGGACCAGAACUACAAAACCAGAACAGAGAUGGAGCGAAACCCUCUACAAUCUGGAGACCUCAGUCUGACUCUGAAACACCCCACAGAUGAAGACAGUAGGAUGCUCACCUGCAGCGUCUACAGCAGGGAGGGAAACGUCCUGAUGAAGAAACAAGUUCAUCUCACAGUCAGAGUCUGUCAGGUGGAGGUGGAGGAGGGGGCGGAGUUUGUUCUGCUGCCCUUCAGAACUACACCUGACCUGCCUGAAGAAGCCGGAGUGGUGUGGUGGCGCGAUGAACCUAAACCAGUAAUGAAGGUCCACGUGUACAAGGACGGUUCUGAUCAGCCUGGAAACCAGAACAAGUUCUACAGAACCAGAACUAAGAUGAAUCAAGAUCCUCUGAAAACUGGAGACUUCAGUCUGACUCUGGAACACCCGAAACCUGGAGACAGUGGACGGUACAGAUGUGUCGUCUGGAAGGAAGAAAAAUUCAGGAGAGGGAAAUCAGUUCAGCUCAAAGUCAAAGGGAGAGUUCAGCUCCAGCAUCAAACAGAAGACACCAGGAACAGAAGCAGUUCCGAUGAUCCGACUCCCCUGAUGGCUCAGCCAGUUUGAUAUUUGAUUAUUGAUCCAAUCUGACUUUGGAUCAGAGAAAAUAUCAGUGAAGGAUCUGAUGGAUGAAGAGAGGACUUGUUACAGCCUGCAGUCGUAGUAUUAUUUAGUAUUAAUCAGUAUUAAUUAGUGAUGUCAGAGUGGAGUCAGUGUGAUGUCACGUGUUGAUCAGUGUGUUUUGGACUCCAGCAUCUUGUUGUUUAUUUUGGACCAUUAGGGCCUGAUCUACCAAGAUUCCUGAUAAAUAGCACAGAAUUGCCUGCACACGCAACCAACAGUUGUUUGUUUAUGAUGUGCGAGAAAUCAGGAAUGUUGGUGAAACUGAUAACAGCUGCAAACAGCAGUGUUCUAAUGAGGAUUUAGCAUCCUCUGGUUUUGAUUCAGAAUGAUCUUGGAUCGGCAGAGAAAUUUGUGUGGAAACUCGUUGCCUUAAACCACUUUAGAUUUUUUAAAUGCUGAAACUAAACAUGUCAAGUUAAAUCAACACUGGUGACCAUUAAACUUUAUUCAAACUUGUUUGUCCACUUAACGAAUUUUCUUUGCACCCCCUGGUUGUUUGAACUAACUCUCUAAGUCAUAUUUACGUUAGUUGUUUAGUUCUUUCAAAUAAAGACUAAAUCACACUGACUCCUUUUCAAGGAAAGUCAACUUAAAAAGGCUCCACUUGUUCUAAACUAAAUGUUGGGUUUUUCUCAAAGUUACUUCAAAAUUACAUUAACUUUGUCA